Molecule: messenger RNA, 556 nt
Organism: Suillus subaureus
Lineage: Eukaryota; Fungi; Basidiomycota; Agaricomycetes; Boletales; Suillaceae
Exons: 4
Coding region: 30-524 (164 amino acids)
Source: RefSeq, a predicted model, not a curated record
CGCCGAACGACAUCCUUCCUCUCACCACCAUGGCCUCGCGUUGUCUGGCUCUUAGCCCAAAAUUUGCACAGCGCUCAGGUGCACGAUUUAUAUCGACAACUAGAGUGCUACGGGAAGAAGCAACCACUUCACCCAACCUAGGAUUGGUGCAGCCGCAGAAGAGACCGGUCGGGGGCUUUCGGGGCGGAAUAAUCGGGUUUUUGUUUGGAUUCUCGCUAGCUUCUGCGUUUGCUGCGUACCAUCUUUUAGACGAGUAUAAACUCGCUUCCGCUGCGCUGCAGGCCAGCGUGGAGGAGCUACAAGCCAGCACGGAGAAGGUGUCUGCACACGUCCGUCGUAUCGAAGCAGUGGAGAAAGACUUGAAGGCGCUUGCUCAGAGCUCCGCAAGUAAAGAUGACCUAUCAAGGGUUCGUGCAGAGCUCAAGAAAGUGUACGAUGGAUUGCAUAUCGAAUUCCUUGAUCUGAGAUCACACGUGUGGGGCAUGCGUCAGUCAUUAUUGAGUUUAUUUGAUGCCUACCACUGACGAAAAGUUUGGAACAGAACAAGAUUUGCAUU